AUGUACAAGGCUGUAGUCUUGACGUCAAUUCUAUAUGGAACGGAGACCUGGACAGUGUACUCCAGCAAGACCAGGAAGUUGAGUCACUUCUUAUCUCAGUCACCCUCGCAGAAUACUGAAGCCGAGAUGGCAGAACAGGAUCCCGGACACGGAAGUCCUACAAAGGACCGGCAGAUUCAGUAUCAACGUCAUGCUGAGGCAACUGUAGCUGCGAUGGAGCAACCAUCUGGUGGGGAUGGACGACGAACGUUGCCCAAACAACUCUAUUGUGGAUAUGUUGCUGCGGGUGCUCGCCGACAGGCAGGUCAAAAACGAUGCUACAAGGACACUCUGAAGAACUCUCUGAAGCCACUACAGAUCAACACGGAGACCUGGGAGGACCUCGCCCAGGACAGACCAGCCUGGAGAUGGGCAGUGGAGACUGGCGCAGCAAUCCAAAAAGCAAACUGUAUCGCCGCUGUGAAAACUGAGAACACCGCUCACAAGUUAUAA
Molecule: messenger RNA, 492 nt
Organism: Spirometra erinaceieuropaei
Lineage: Eukaryota; Metazoa; Platyhelminthes; Cestoda; Diphyllobothriidea; Diphyllobothriidae
Source: the annotation of a GenBank genome assembly